GCACUGCACGCAGGUGCGCAGCCGGCGGCUCAUGAAGGAGCUGCAGGACAUCGCGCGCCUCAGCGACCGCUUCAUCUCCGUGGAGCUGGUGGACGAGAGCCUCUUCGACUGGAACGUGAAGCUGCACCAGGUGGACAAGGACUCGGUGCUGUGGCAGGACAUGAAGGAGACCAACACCGAGUUCAUCCUGCUCAACCUCACCUUCCCCGACAACUUCCCCUUCUCGCCGCCCUUCAUGCGGGUGCUCAGCCCGCGCCUGGAGAACGGCUACGUGCUGGACGGCGGCGCCAUCUGCAUGGAGCUGCUCACGCCGCGCGGCUGGUCCAGCGCCUACACCGUGGAGGCCGUCAUGCGCCAGUUCGCCGCCAGCCUGGUCAAGGGCCAGGGGCGGAUCUGCAGAAAAGCCGGAAAAUCAAAAAAGUCCUUCAGUCGCAAGGAAGCGGAAGCCACCUUUAAGAGUCUGGUGAAGACGCAUGAAAAGUACGGCUGGGUCACCCCGCCCGUGUCCGACGGCUGAUGUCCGCUCCGCCAGGCGGAUCAGACGCUUCAGCCACCUCUCCACACGCACAGACACCCGCCAUCUCCUCCCGACACCGAGCAUCGCCACCCUUUUCUACUCCAGCUGGAACCGAAUCCUGAAUCCAAGGAGACGUUUAAGUUAUUUAUGAACGGAUGCGUUGACAGAGAGAAGGAGGGAACGGACACCGUUCGGGAUUACGUUUCGGUUCUAAACGAAUGAUCAUCUCUGAGUCACUUUAGAACACAUGUUGAGAUGGUGACAUUCCCCAGCCCCAGUCACACUGCCCUUUGCUUCUUUCCGUGACAGCAGCUCCAAAGAGCAGGCAGGAGACCCGAGGCCCGCUGCUCACGCGACCCGUCCGUUCACGUCCGCUGUGCCCUGUGCCUCUGUUCCCCUCCCUGGCAGGGCAAUGUCACUUGAAGACGUGUCUUUCUGUGGCCCCGUGUGACAACAUGUAGACCUCAUUCGUGCUAUGACCUUUGGCUCAUGAAAACAAAAAUUUAAUAUCGCCAGGUUCUAGUGAUUUAAAACAACUGCCCUCUCGGUUCUAAUGUGCUGUGUAUGCUGAUGGGGUGGUGAGCGUCUGUCCACAGAGAAACCAGCGCCCUCAUGCGACAGGCGGGGCGCCAUGGCCACGAUGGGACGCAGAGUGCUGCGGGCGCCGGGCGCGCGCUCCCCGCGGACAGCCUCGGGUGCCCUGAGAUGCUCCUCCAACCCGUGUUUCUGUUCCCGUGUCCUCUCCGCUGAGCACCCACCACCGAAAGCAAAAGACGAUUCCCACUCACCGAAGUCAUCUGACUCAUUGUAUCACGUGUGCUAGUGACAGGCGAUGCCAGAACCGCCAGAGGGUACCAGGUGAUCCUGCGAUGAUUUGCAUGACCGGGUUUAACUCUUCACCCCGUAGUCACUUGUGUGUCCCCCGAGGCUGGGAUGCCCAGGCCCCCUCGCUGUGACGUAAACUUCCUGCUACUUAAUCACCCCACAGUUUCAUUUCUCUCUUCUGUUAAGUUACUUAGAACUUUCUAAGAAACUCCAUGAAAGGAGGAAACACUGUUUAUAAUCUGCAGGAAGAGGGAAAAUGUUCAUCCAAG
Molecule: messenger RNA, 1611 nt
Organism: Pteropus alecto (black flying fox)
Lineage: Eukaryota; Metazoa; Chordata; Mammalia; Chiroptera; Pteropodidae
Gene: UBE2QL1
Product: ubiquitin conjugating enzyme E2 Q family like 1
Exons: 2
Coding region: 32-517 (161 amino acids)
Source: RefSeq, a predicted model, not a curated record